Messenger RNA from Oncorhynchus kisutch (coho salmon), 246 nucleotides. Its product is annotated as probable pancreatic secretory proteinase inhibitor. NCBI's taxonomy places the organism in Eukaryota, Metazoa, Chordata, Actinopteri, Salmoniformes, Salmonidae. The record is from RefSeq and is a predicted model, not a curated record. Bases 1 to 246 code for a protein of 81 amino acids. Gene Ontology annotation, molecular function: protein binding. The transcript has 4 exons.
AUGGCUGGAAAAGUAGUGAUGCUGCUGUGUGUUAUGCGCCUCGUCGCCUUUGAAGGCGCAGAAGAAGAGAACUCUGGACUUUACAGAAAGCCAUCUUGUGUUGAUAUGGUGGAGAUCCUAGCUUGCCCUAUAAACUUGGCUCAUGUGUGUGGCACCGAUGGCAAGACCUACCCCAAUGAGUGUGCACUCUGUGUUCAGAGACAGGAGACCAGAAUGGACCUCUUGGUCAUGGAGGAGAGCUGCUAA